CAUCAUCACUUUCGAUUUCGAGAACUCUCAGAGCUUAAUUCGUCUGAUCAUGGCGUCCGCCGGAAAUUCCACCGUCCCCGCCGUCGAGCGCUUCAAGUACUCCCAGCGAGUGGUGCUGAGGUCCAUCCUGAACCGCCACGAUGGCGGCAAGGAACUCUCCGGCACCCGCGUGGUGACCGGGGGAUGGGUCAAGUCCCGCAAAGAUCGCCCCGAGGUUGCCCACGACCCCUCGGUCGCCGUGCCACUGCAAGCAGAGGACGCAUCUUGCAUCGAAGCUCUCCUGCAGCACCUCCCCCUCCUCCGUCCAUUGGUCCGGAUUCUGCUCGGCCGACUCUCCGUCGCCGCCGCCACAGAGGCCAAGCCCAACGCCGGCCCUGUCACCGCCCUCUUAAGGAUCAACGACGGCUCCACCAGUUCCAAUCUCCAGGUCGUGAUGGAUUCCUCCAUGUCUCUCCCCGGCCAAGUGAUCCACGUCGGAGCUUGCAUCCUCGUGGAAGGCGUGUUGCAGAAUGCUUCAGCACCAAAAGGCCACGCCGUGGAGCUCAAAGCCGAGAGAAUUCUUCACAUCGGUAUCGCCGACUCGCAGCAAUAUCCACUAGCAAAGCCAAAGUUCUCGCUGGAGUUCCUCAGAACUCUUCCUCACCUUCGUCCCCGCUCAGUAACAGUCGGAUCGAUUGCGCGAAUUCGCGGCGCUGUAACUCUCGCGAGCCAUGAAUUCUUCAAGAAGAAUGGAUUCAUACAUGUUCACAUGCCCAUCCUCAAUUCAACAGACACCGGCUACGAGCUAGGCCUCCGCGAAGCUAACCGACUCGACACCGUGAAGUCUGCGAUAAGGGAGAAGAGCAAGAGGAUCAAGGAGAUGCCUCGAUCAGAUAGCAAUGAAGAAACUUUGCUUGUGGCCGAGCAAGACCUCAAGAAGACCAAGGAGCUUGCUGUGUUGCUGGAGAAGAGCCAAAGGGACCUCACGGUGUCGGCCGGACUUCACCUCGAGAGCUAUGCUUGCGCAUUGUCGAGUGUUUACACAAUUGGGCCUGUGUUUCGAGCAGAUGAGCCUCGAGCGAAGAGAUUGACGGAGAUGUGGAUGGUUGAGGUUGAAUUGGCCUUUUCAGAACUAGAGGAUGCCAUGAACUGUGCUGAGGACUAUCUGAAGUUCCUAUGUCAAUCUCUGGUGGAUACCUCGGGCAGGGAUUUGAAGUAUGUAUCGAAAACAAAAGACAAGGAGUGCACAGAGCGAAUUCGAGCAUUAGUUUCAAGCUCUUUCGAGCGCAUUACUUACUCGCAAGCACUGGAAAUUGUCGAUAAGGUUAAGGAUAGGACAUUCCGCGAGAAAGUUUCAUGGGGUGAGAGUCUAUCGGAGGAACACGAAAGGUAUUUGGUAGACGAUAUCUUCAAGAAGGCAGUCAUUGUCUAUGAACAUCCCAAAGAGCUAAAACCAUUUUAUGUGCGCGUAAGAGAUGAUGGAAGAACAACUUCCACUUUCGAUAUAAUUGCGCCUAAAAUCGGAGUUUUGCUCAGAGGAAGCCAAAAGGAAGAACGACUAGAUGUGCUGAACAAGAGAAUUGGGGACCUUGGACUUUCGAGUGAGCGAUUAUACGAUUGGUACAAAGAUUUGCGCAGGUAUGGUUCGGUAAAGCACUCGGGAUUCGGCCUCGACUUAGAGAAGAUGAUGUUGUUUGCCACUGGUCUCACUGAUUUAAGAGAUGUGAUUCCGUUUCCGAGAACUUGUGAUCGCAGCAACGAGUGGUAGAACAUAGAACUGUAAAGGGUUGCAUAUAUACUUAAAUUCUCUAGCUCACUCUUUACUUUGUGACAAAGAUCCAAUUUUAGUAUAUAAACUAGAAAAUCUCUCGCGAGAAACAUACUACUCUCGUCGAAGAAAUGAAACUUGAGCUAAGGGAUCAUCGACCUCAAAUUGACACAUCAACAAAGAGAGGAUAGAAAUUUGAGGCACUAAUCUCACAAGUGGACUUCUUUCGUACAUGUAUAUGAUGAUUUUUACUCUUAUAGAAGAUCUUCUUCUUCUUUUAUAAUAAAAGGUGAUUUACGCUCA
Molecule: messenger RNA, 2050 nt
Organism: Zingiber officinale
Lineage: Eukaryota; Viridiplantae; Streptophyta; Magnoliopsida; Zingiberales; Zingiberaceae
Product: asparagine--tRNA ligase, cytoplasmic 2-like
Exons: 8
Coding region: 50-1747 (565 amino acids)
Biological process (GO): asparaginyl-tRNA aminoacylation
Cellular component (GO): mitochondrion
Molecular function (GO): ATP binding; asparagine-tRNA ligase activity
Source: RefSeq, a predicted model, not a curated record